This is a messenger RNA of Diuraphis noxia (Russian wheat aphid), 1850 nucleotides long. Its product is annotated as pre-mRNA-splicing factor CWC22 homolog. The record is from RefSeq and is a predicted model, not a curated record. NCBI's taxonomy places the organism in Eukaryota, Metazoa, Arthropoda, Insecta, Hemiptera, Aphididae. Gene Ontology annotation, molecular function: RNA binding; protein binding. Gene Ontology annotation, cellular component: catalytic step 2 spliceosome. Gene Ontology annotation, biological process: mRNA splicing, via spliceosome.
ACCGCACACUACAACAUUAGCAAUCGCGCGCCAUCCGUAGCACGUUUUUCGUUGUCUUGCUCCCGAAAGCGGUCUUUCUUAUCCGCUCGCAUUCAUUAGUAGUGUUAUCGUCAUUGUUACUGUAAUGUUUGACAUUUAUUCUUCGGACAACGACGAGCCACAGCUCAAUAUGUCGGCUUUCCUUAGCCGCGGUCGAUAUUAUUCGAAAAUAAAUAAGGCAAAAAUGAACGACAUCGGUAAAAUGAACGAAUUUAGUUUAUCUGAACAGUCAAGUAAUUGGAAUAAUUUAAAAAUCUCUAUUGAAACUGCAGUACAAAAGUUAAACCCAGGAAAUAUAAGACUUACGAGUACAAAAUUGUUUGAAUUAAACAUUAUACGUGGUAAAGGCCUGUUGUGCCAGUCUAUCAUGAAAGCACAAUCAGAUUCACUCGAGUUUACACAUAUAUAUGCAACAUUGGUUUCUUUCAUCAACUGCAAAUUUCCAAACGUAGCAGAACUGCUUCUGAUAAGAUGUGUUUACUUAUUUACCAAUGCUUACAAAUGCAAAGAAGAGUAUAAGUGUGUACCACCAGUUAUAUUUAUUGCACAUUUGGUGCAUAACAAUGUUGCCAAAGACUGCUUGGUAUUAGACAUACUGAAAAUGUUAAUAAAAACGCCAAAUUUACAUUCAAUUGGCAUGGUAGACAAAAUUAUGAAAAUAUGUGGUAAAAAAUUGAAUUCGAAUCUACAGAAUGAAAAUGACUUAAAAUAUUUGUUUAAUACGUUGCAAAACAUUUCACAAGAUGAACAGAUUGGUAAAUCGGUUCAAUGUUUAGCACUAAUUGUAUUGUCAACAUACCAAAAUCAUUUGGAAGACGAACAGCAGUUUGAUUUAGUAGCGCCUCAUAAACAGUAUACUCAUUCAUUUACUUUAAAUUGUAAAUACAAUCCACAGUAUGAACUAGAUUCUUUUGUGUAUGAUCUGGACUUCAAAUUGAAUGAAAUUAUUUUUAAAAAUAGUGCCAGGCAAAUACUUAAAGAAAAACGUAAAGUUUACUAUUUUGCAAAUUAUGAUUUUGAUGAAAAUAUGGCUGAUGACGAAGAUGAUGGUGAGCCAGAAAUGAACAUCUUAUCAUUAAGUAAUACUAUAGCAAUAAAAAAAGCUAUUAGUAUAAUACUAAAUUUGAAUUUAACCCCCUUUGAGGUUGCUCUUGAAUUAUUGAAAAUUCAAUUGAUAGAUGGUCAAGAGGUGGACCUGUGCAUUGAAUAUUUGGAUUGCUGUUUUGAAAAUUGUGGUGUAUACAACAAGUUUUUUACCGACAUAAUUCAAAGUUUUUGUCUAGUGAACCCUUUAAUAGCUGGUGCUCUAGAAUUCAUUUUCAUGAAGCGUGUGUCCGCUAUUCAUCUUGCAAAACCGAACAGUUUAAAAAGCCUCGCUAAAUUUUUUGCGCAACUUUUAUCAUCAGAUAUAAUUUCUUGGCAAAUAUUUUCAGCUGUUCGCUUGAUUGAAAUCGAAAAAACAAAUUGUGGUACAGUUUUUUUAAAAACGAUGUUCGAUGAAUUGAUUUUACUUAUGGGAAACGAUGAUUUAAAAAAACGUAUUCUACAUCCUUCCUUACAAAGCUCAUUUAUUGGAUUGUUUCCGUUAAAUAACCGCGGUAAUACACUACUUUGCUUUAAUUUUUUCGCGGGUAUUGGUUUGUAUGACGUAAUUUUUAAAUUCAGAGAAUCUUUAUCAAAAGGCGUAGCCGUUUAACUAUUCUUUACGACUGAAAACUUUUUCCUAUUGAUUGCAGUGAGAGCAAUCUUAACAACGCUAUUCAUUAAGUACAUAAUUAAAUAUUGUAUUCUAAUUUAAAAAUAUCUUAUGA